GUCAAUACCAUCAUCGGCGGCCAGCAUCACUUUCCGCCCGAGAUCACUCUACAACGGGAACUGGGGCUUUGACGGUGCGAAAGUAGCUGCAAAGGUCCGGCCAUGGACAAAAUCGACCCUCUUCUGCUGCGCGGCACCGCGGACGAAAGAACUAUCACCGUAAACCCGCCCGUCCACGACCCAAAGUCCCACGAGCCCAGCGCCGGCCCCCAUCACGUCAUUGAAUCACCGUCGACAUUAUCGGGCCCGUCGCCAACGGGUGCACCGAGCUAUAACACGCCUCAUACGCCUCACACACCCAUCAACCCGGGUCACGGCCUGCCACCGCUGUCAGCUGCCGGCGACACCCCCAACACCGAUGGUACGGCCCAUCACCACGAUCCCAAUGAUCCCAAACGACCGCGCGCCUGUGAGGCCUGUCGCGGAUUGAAGGUCAGAUGCGAACCUGACCCAACAAAUCCCAACCCCGAUGGCCCUUGCAAGAGAUGUGCCAAGGCUGGCAGGGCCUGCCUCGUCACGCAGCCGACGCGGAAGAGGCAGAAGAAGACGGACAGUCGCGUUGCAGAGCUCGAGAAGAAGAUCGAUGCGCUGACCGCGAGUUUGCAUGCCUCAAGACAACCUCAGGAAGAGCUGCAGCAACAACAAGAAGUACAACAACAACUACAACAACAACUACAACAACAACAACAGCAGCAGCAGCAGCAGCAGCAACAUGGCUACGGUGCUAUGCCUCCGUACGGCAACACACCUAGGGAAUGGGGCGUUCCGCCAUCGAGGGAAACGAUGCAGUAUGCACCCGAGCCGGAGAAGUCGGCCGCACCUCCCAUGGUCGUCGCGGGCCAAAAGCGUAAGUUUGCCGAAGCCGGAGACGGUUCUGCCGAUAUCUCAAAGGACUCCCCGACGACGCAGUCUGUGGCGGUCAGGAACCCGGAGACCGAUAUAAUCGAUCGCGGAGUCAUGACCAUGGACCAGGCGAAUGAAUUCUUUGCGCGCUACACCGACCACAUGGUCUGUCAUCUGCCUGCAGUGGUUUUCCCAGCCGGGACCACCGCUGCCGACAUCAGGAAAACGAAACCUACGCUCUUCCUUGCCAUCAUGGCGGCUGCAUCGUCGGACGCACCCGGCAUUCAAAGACAACUCGUCAAAGAGCUCAUGCAAACCUACGCCGACAAGAUCAUCAUCUCCGGUGAUAAGAGCUUGGAGAUGGUCCAGGCGCUUCAAGUUGGCGUUGUCUGGUACUAUCCGCCAGAACACUUCGAGGAGCUGAAGUUCUAUCAAUUUGUGCACAUGGGUGCUGUCAUGGCAAUCGACAUCGGCCUGGGCAGGAAGAAGAACAGCCCAAAAUCACGAUUGAUCCCUUACACUUGGCGCGACCACCCAUUCAGGAAGAGCCCCCUUCCCGACCCCACGACGAUCGAGUCUCGAAGGGCUUGGUUAGCAUGCUACUUCCUAGCCUCUAACGUGGCCAUGGCACUGCACCGACCUAAUCUUAUAAGAUGGACGUCGUUCAUGACGGAGUGCAUGGAUAUACUCGAGUCAUCCCCUGAAGCCGCACCAACUGAUAAAUAUCUGUGUCAUUUGGUCUGGACACACCGGCUGACUGAAGAGGUCGGACUUCAGUUCUCUAUGGAUGAUCCUGGGGUCUUUGUCAAUGUUGCUGAACCUAAGGUGCAGUACGCACUGCGAGGCUUCGAAAGAGAUUUGACCAAGUACAGCGAAUCGAUCCCGAAGUCCGAGAAUCUCCCCUCUCUUGUGCUGAGCUUCCACGUACUCAGUCUUUACAUGCACGAGGUCGCACUAUACGUUGAUAAAGAGGAAAACUUCAGACCGCCCUUCAACGCCGAGGCUCUUCGCGAUCCAGUGCCAGGCCUUAACGAGAGCUUGACCGCUGCUCAUAUCGGCGCCUUGUCGUCAUGUCUCACCGCAAUCGACGGCAUCUUCGACACCUUCUUAGCCAUGGAUACGCCUAGCAUUCGCUGUCUACCUGUAUUCAACUUCGUCCGCGUAGCAUACGCGGUUGUCGUACUGAUCAAGAUGUACUUUAGCGCUAGCACGCCUAACUCAGAGCUCGGCAAGGUCAUUAACAAGGACAACAUGAAAGUGGAGGAAUAUCUGGACAAACUCCUCGACAAGUUUCGCGAGACCGCUGCUUCCGACAAGUCCAGGCCAGCUGGGAAGUUCCUCGUUGUACUUGUCAUGUUGAAGAGCUGGUUUCAGAAACAGGGCAAAGUGCCCUUCCCGUCGCAGGAACAGGCCAACGCCCAGGGGAGCGACGCAACCAAGACGAACGGUGGCAGUUCCACAGCCCCGCAUCAGCAGCAGCAGCAGCAGCCGCCGCCGCCACAACAGCAACAAAGUGAAUACAACCCAGCGAACACACCGCUACAGCUUCUUUCUGAAAUAGCGACCGGCAAUGGCGCUCGUGGUAACAACCAGAACGCAGCUGCCGCCGGUGGUGGUAACGCUCAAGUCUUCCAACAAAACCAAUGGAUGCAGUCACAACCUUUCAUAUAUGACUCAACCCCGGGCGGCGACGGCGUCAGUGGGGUGUCUUCGGGGAGUGCGAUGCCCUACCUCAACAACGCCUUCAUGGCGGACUUUGACUACACAAGUUUGGGUGACGGAUUCGAGCAGGCCAUGGGUCUUACGCUUUCUGGAAUCGGAACAGGAGAUCAGGGGUACGAGAAUAGCAUGCGGUAUGUUAUGAACGAUGGAUUUAUGGGGCCUCUGAUUGAGGGGAUGCCAGGGGGUGGACUGUUCCAGUUCUGAGCAAGCCCAACCUGAUGUCGGAUCACGCCACCGGUGGACUAAGUUGCUUUCCUGACAAUCAGAUAUGUGAGGGAACCCUGAAAAACGUGUGGUCGUUUGUCGAGGAAUUUGUGCAGUCUCACAGAGUUCUUGCUGGGUGCUUGACCUAUGGUGUCUCGAGAGGGGAGAACGGCACCUUCUAACUAGCUCAUUUUUGGUGGAUUAUGCGGAAGUAUUAGCUGUGGGGUCAUAUUGCUUGGAGUUCAUGGAGCAGUGCUGUUGGGCUUCUUCAAUUAGCAGUAGUAGUAUUAUUAUAUAGUGAAUUAAUCGU
Molecule: messenger RNA, 3079 nt
Organism: Pseudomassariella vexata
Lineage: Eukaryota; Fungi; Ascomycota; Sordariomycetes; Amphisphaeriales; Pseudomassariaceae
Exons: 2
Coding region: 103-2769 (888 amino acids)
Biological process (GO): regulation of DNA-templated transcription; DNA-templated transcription
Cellular component (GO): nucleus
Molecular function (GO): DNA-binding transcription factor activity, RNA polymerase II-specific; zinc ion binding; transcription cis-regulatory region binding
Source: RefSeq, a predicted model, not a curated record